This is a messenger RNA of Penicillium olsonii, 348 nucleotides long. NCBI's taxonomy places the organism in Eukaryota, Fungi, Ascomycota, Eurotiomycetes, Eurotiales, Aspergillaceae. The record is from the annotation of a GenBank genome assembly.
AUGGAUAAGGCAGCCAAAAAAGUUCGCACCGAAAGCUCAUCAGACAGCGGGAUUCUCGAAGAAUGCAAGAAAGAAGUAACAUGUGACUUUUGCGAUCGAAUAAACUGGACGACUCCAUCAAAAGGUGUUCAGACUACCCCUCCACCGAGAACGGUUGCAAUUGUCGUGGAUGUUGUUCAGAACAGAGGCGCUAUACGAAUUUUCGAGAAAGAAAGCGGUGAAUACGUUGACGGAGUCGGAACCGAGGAGGAAGGCUUUCGGAUCAUCAUUCCAUGGAGAGACACUUGGCGCUUCAGAGCAUCGGGCGUCGUUGAAGUUGGGUAUAUAAUAGCAAAGGAUGCAGAUUAG